AUGGCGACGGCAAACUUACCGCCUGGCGCGGUGCCCACGAAUGCCGAGGACCCCUUCACCUCCGGACCAUCGCAGUCCUCGGCGCCGCUACGAUACGGAGCAUUUGACAAUGAGCAGUUCUCGCUGUACUCCACAAACUCGCCCUCUGCCGCGAGACGAGCGCUUGAAGCACAUCUCAAAGACACGGAUCGGCGGAUUCAGGAUGCUUCUAAGCUGGGUAGUACCCUGGUCCAGCAGAGGAGGGAUCUGGCGGCCAAACUGAAAGAGGUUGAGCAGAUGCAGCAGGAUGGUGAGGUACCCGAUGAUCUGCGCAACAGGCUCGCAGAGCUGGAGCGGGAGUACAACGAGAUUGGGCAGGACACGGCUCGAGCAUUCCUCCCACGAGGCAGGAUAGCCAGCGACACGGCCGGACCGGACGGUAGUCCCGUGAUUUCAGGUUCCGGUCGAGAGUCGCCAACGAAGCUGUCGAUGCCUUCGAGAAGGCAGCGGAAUCAGCCCACCCAUCGUGUCCACGAUAUUGAAUUCGCAACGGAGAUUAGUACCUCCCUCCUUGCUCAAGUUCGACAAUUGCAGGCCGCGCUGGCGGAAAAGGACGAGGCGCUGAGAGACACCAAUGCCGCCAAAUCUCACCUCGAGUCCGAAGCUGCAAGCCUAGUGCAACGAAUACGGCAUAUGGAUGAGAGCGAGCAAAAGUACAAAGAUGAGAAUUGGACCCUUGAAACACGAUUGCAGGAAAUGGAGGCGACUCUGAAGCACACCACAGACAAGGAAAAUCGGCUGGCCCAGACAUUGAUGGCGUUGCAAGCGGAGAAGGCGGCGAAAGAGCGGGAGCUGGAUGACCUCAGAGUGUCGCAUGAUAAGCUCAGCGAGGAACAGGCCAUGACCAAGAGGAUACAAGAAACUGAUCUUCAUGGUCUACGGCGUGACGCUGCGUCUCAUGAGACAGAAAAGCAGCGUCUGACAAGGAGGAUCGACGAACUCACGAUUCAAAACACCGAGCUUGCAAAAGCUGUCUCCUAUCGCUUAGCCAUGAGGGCCCAACCCUCCGACACCGAUUUCGUUUCCGCAGAGGAAGGUGUCCGCUCUGAUGAUGAUUUUCCAGAUCAUAGCGAGCCUACAUCCCCCAUCAAGGGAACACCGGCACGACAUGGUAUGCUGGAGUCGGAGACCCUCAAGUCCAGUCUCAACCACGCUCACCGCAUGAUUCAAAAUCUGAAGAACAACAUCCACCGUGAAAAGACGGAGAAGCUGGAGCUGAAGCGCAUGCUACAGGAUGCUCGUGACGAACUUGAGACUCGCCGUGACAGCGCUGCAGGUGCGAAUGCUACAAAGAAGCCUCGAGCAUCUGACGGGAUCAAAUUCAAGAGACCGUCGAAGCCUUUGGGCGCUGCAAGGCCGAGCACGACAGAGAUUCUCGCAGAUGAGCCGGAGUGGGAAGACUCUAUCGAAGAGCAGACWCCUAGCAAGCCAAGACCCAGGGCUCAUCAAUAUGGAGGCAGCUCGUAUGAUGCAGAGACCACCGACGCAGAUUUCGAAACGGCCAACGAGCGUGAUACCACAACUGAGAGCGAGGCUUUUGCGACUGGAAAUGAGGACUUUGGCGAUGAUACCGAAGGCGACUUGACAGAGACCGAAGCUGAUCGCAGCAUGCAUUCUUCCGCAAUUUCUACCAAGCCUGGUGAUAGACGGAGCUACAUGUCCACCGCUUCUACCGAUGACGAGGAAGGGAGUGUGAGUACACCCGUGCAGAAUGGCGGUCUGCCCAAGUAUAAGUUGCGACUCGGCAGAGGUGGCGUGAGGAGGUCUGCUGGUUAUCGCGUUGGUAGCGAACGAUCUGGUAGUGAAAGCAUCGGUACUCCGCAACGGCCCGCUCAAACGCUGGGAGAUGAGCUGGAAGGAAUGGACGACGACAGCAACGAAGGCACACCGGCAAGUUUGCUUUCUAACAGGGACGAGGCGCUCGACUACGGGCUUGAGAGCCCGGAAACCACCAGGGCGGUCAGUGUGGGACCAGAGACACCUUCCCGGUCAACAAUCCUGCCCACUCUAGCGCCUCCAUUCGUCGAAGCGAGGGCUGCGAUGGUGGACGCUGGCGUCAUGACUGAGCCAUGGGAGCCAGAGCAGCGUGGAGUGACGGUCGCUGAUACUGCGAACGCACACACAGAAGCCACCGAAGCGGAGCCACAGACAUUGAGAGAGCGGGCGGGAGACCUGGUUGGCGGUGCUCUGGCCGGCUUUGGACUCAGUCGAGUCAUUGGUCACAGUUCUGGACAGGAGGCUGAGCGUCCGGUGACGCCUAAGGCGGAGCUACCAGAAGUCAACCUUCAACGGAGAGAUUGGGGCUCCGAUGCCUUUUCUCACAGCACACAACAGAGACAUUGGGGCUCCGAUGCCUUUGCUCACAGCACACAACAGAGACAUUGGGGCUCCGAUGCCUUUGCUCACAGCACACAACAGAGACAUUGGGGCUCUGAUGCAUUUGGUCACAGUCUUGGACAGGAGGCUGAGCGUCCGGUGACCCCCAAGGCGGACUUGCCAGAAGUCAUCCUACAACAGAGAGACUGGGGCUCCGACGCCUUUAGUCACAGUCCACCCAAGGAGAAGAAAGUCACCGCGGCUCCUUUCCAACAGUCCGAGAUCUUCGCACAGGAGACCGAACCUAUUUCUCCGCCUCGGCCGGCCGCAGUGGAAACGCUUUCAGCAGCACCAUCGCAGUCACAAACCUCGGAAGCCGGCUUUCAGUCUGUGCAAUCGCCCCGGCAAGUCGACAUUCCUGCCGUGGCACCUGUUCUCCUCUCGUUCUCUCACAUUCAAUCGCAAGACAUCGAGCCUGUCGAGGCUCCGGAGGAAUUCGACGGUUUGGUUGGCGCAACCUCAAGUCUUGCGUUUGCCGACGAGCUACACGAGAUCGACACACGGCAAGAUGUUCACGACAACGGAGAUGUGGUACCUGGCGCUGACGUUGACGCUCGUGGCGAUAUUCACGGCAUUCCCGGCACUGCUAAUGCAGCCCCCGGCGCUGCUCUCAUGUCGUCUAGCAGGCAGAGCUCAGAUGCCAUACCGGCGCCGGAGCGCAGUGCCCAAGUCAUCCAGCUUCCUCCAAUGGCCGACGAGGGAUCUCAGACUCUGGUCUCCGGUGAAGACAUUGACAGGAUGAUAAAAGAUAAGAAGGCUGCUGUUUUCACCCCGAUCGUCCAGGCAAGAGAUGUUACAGAUGCCGGGUCUUCUCCUUUGCGAGUCUCUACCAGCUCUGCCGCGGCCACGCCUGGUUCGCCGACGAGAAGACUCUUCCCAGACAGUAGCGCUCGGCCGUCUGUGUUCGAUAGUCCAACUUUAAGAGCACCGCUUCGACCAUCAAGCGCCGGGAGUGGCACCGCAAGAGUGUUUCUGGGCGCGCCUCCUCUCCCACCAGAUCAUACCGAGAAGAUCGCCGCUGCAGCUCAAUCCACACCUACGCCAGCCGGAGGWGUGUUGGGCGCGAACAUGGGUCCACCAAACAUGCCUGCGUCUGCGUACAAGCCAAGGCCAAAGACUCCCGCCUCUCGCGACGGUCCUACCCCACGUCAAACACGCCCGAUCAAGGAAAUCCGACCUGUGGCCUCGCAGUCCGACCGCAUCUCGCACCGAACAUCUGUGUCUUCAUUUGCGUCUGAGCUUGACGAGCGAUUCAACAUCACUCGGGGUCAUAUCAUGUACCCGACCGACGUCGAACCUGCCACAGAUCCUCGCAUGAUUCAAGCCAUCACCCAGACUAUGAUUGGUGAGUACCUAUGGAAGUACACUCGCAAAGCUGGUCGCUCCGAGACUUCGACCACUCGCCACAGACGCUUCUUCUGGAUCCACCCGUACACUCGCACGCUGUACUGGAGCGAGCAGGAUCCCAGCACCGCGGGCAAGAACAUGCUCAAAGCAAAGAGUGUCGCCAUCGAUGCCGUACGUGUCAUCAGUGAUGAUAAUGCCUACCCGCCAGGUCUACAUCGUAAGACGAUCGUGGUAGUCACACCGGGUAGGGAGAUCGUCUUCACUGCACCUACGGGACAACGACACGAGACAUGGUUCAACGCUCUCUCGUACUUGCUCCUCCGCACGGAAGGCAUCAGAAGAGAGGCGGAAGACCAGCUCACACAGGAUGAGCUGAACGAGUUCAACCCUGCUGUGGGUUUCGCGGGGACUGUGAAAGCCAGUAUUGCCAAAGCCACGGGUAGAAGCCAGAGCAAACAAAGCCGGACAAGCCUGAGCAGUUACAACUCCCGCACCACGAGAACCAGCAGUCCACAGCGGUAUCAGUAUUCUACUACAGGAGCUCGUGAUGGUGCAAUCAGUCAAGCCAGUUAUCGCACCGCGACAACGAACCGCAGCACAGGCCCCGAACAACCCGUAGGUAGCAAAAGCAACCGCGCUUUCAGCUCCAUGGCUAGUCGGUUUCACCGCCCAGGUAGCAGCCACGCUUCACGGACGAGAAGAUCCAGCAGUCUUGCCCGGAGGAAUCUCAUCGCCGGAGAUCCAGCGGCGAUCUAUGAUGCCAGUGUCGUCGGUGGAGACAGCGCAGAAGACUUGAGAGCGGUCAUUGAGAGACAGGAGCGUGAGGCUGGAGUGAGGCUCGAGAAUGUUCGGGCUUGUUGUGAUGGUGAGUACAUCGGGCAUGAGGUCUCGACUUGA
Messenger RNA from Ramularia collo-cygni, 4659 nucleotides. RefSeq lists its product as uncharacterized. Lineage: Eukaryota; Fungi; Ascomycota; Dothideomycetes; Mycosphaerellales; Mycosphaerellaceae. The coding region runs from base 1 to 4659 and encodes 1552 amino acids. The record is from RefSeq and is a predicted model, not a curated record. Gene Ontology annotation, biological process: microtubule cytoskeleton organization; maintenance of protein location in cell cortex; establishment of mitochondrion localization. Gene Ontology annotation, molecular function: phospholipid binding; tubulin binding. The transcript has a single exon. Gene Ontology annotation, cellular component: cell cortex; mitochondrion.